UGGCGGCUGUGGCUGCUGACGAUGUUGGCCAAUUUUUCACUUCAGUUGAUUUUAGAUCGUGGAACGAAUUUGUCUAAACACAAAUCUAUGUAUUUAUUAAACAAAAAUCGGUGAAAAUAGUAACGAAACGACAAUAAAACAAAUUUUACGAAAAACUUUCGAAUGUUAAUUGUGAAUUAAAACAUCAUCAUCAUUACAAUGUGUUAAAAAAAAGAAUAUUUUGAACAACUACUACAAAAAAAAAACCAGUGAUACGAAUUUAAAAAAAAAAGAGUAACGACAUUUUGAAAUUUUGAAAAACCAAAAUUCAACCACCGAUUCGAAAAGCAACAUUAUGCCUUUUGUUACACCCAAAAGCACAAGUUCGACACCCGCUUCAACCCGCACCACAUUUCGACCACCAUGGGUUAAAGACGAUGGUGCGGCAAGUGCCCUAAAGCCAGUGGCCAAAACCUCAGUGCCCUGGGCCAAGAAGAACAAUGAGCCUGCUGCUAAUGCCAACAACAAUGAGAAAACAACACCCAGCACCAACAGUAUUUUGAAAAAACCCACCACAUCCACCACCGCAAAUGCCACCGCCACCAACUCCAAAACAAAUGCCGAACCCAAAAAACCCUUAACUACUCCAGCCAAGAAUGAAGCGGUGUCGGCUUUGAAAAAACCCUCAACUACCACCAACACAGUGGCCAACAAUAAGGCAGCGGCAGCGGGUAAGGCAACACCCAAUAAGACUGUGGUCAAGAAAAAAGAACCCACUCCACCACCGUCCUCCUCGGAAGAGGAAGAAACUGAGGAGGAAACCGAGGAAGAGGAAUCCGAGGAAGAGGAAUCCGAAGAAGAAGAAACCGAGGAAGAAGAGUCCGAAGAAGAAGAAUCCGAGGAAGAUCAGAAGCAAACAAAUCAAAAGAAAUCCACCACCCCCACACCAGCUGCCAAAGCCCCUGGCACAGCAGCCGCAGCAGCAGCAGCCAAGAAGACCCCAGCAGCGGCCACUCCCAAGGGGGCUGCCGCCAAAAAGCCGGAACCCGAAGAAAGUGAGUUGAAACGACGCUUCUCAUUAGAAAAGCCCAAGCUUAGGCCGGUUGUUGUUAAACGCGACAAAUCAAUGAAAAAAAUCGAAGAUGACGAGGAGGCUGAUGAAGGUGAAACCGAAGAGGAUCGCGACCGUAGAUUGCGUUUUAAAUUAGAAAAACCCAAGCUUAGGCAUGUUAAGCGCGAAGAGAAACCCUUGCCCAGUAAGAGUAGUGAGAAUGUGAUAAACAAAAUUCGGCCCGUUCUCAAAAAAGUCCCCAAAGUAGAUGAAAUCCUUAAGGAAAACAAAGAGGAGGCCAAGCCGGAAUUUAAAACCAAAACUCUGCGUAAAACGCCUUCCAUAAAACGUGAGCCAAGUAUCAAAAAUGUUCCUGCACCACCACCAUUGCCCUCACUGGUGCCCAAGGCUCCUCCACCACCACCACCGCCAUUGGGAAAACAAGGUGAAAAACGUGCACUUAGUGAAGCUCAAAAGCAGGCCUUGGAAAAACUAAAAACUCGACCUCGCCGUCGUCCUGAUUGGUCCGAAAUGAUGAAGGAGGUGGAAAGUGGCCGCAAACUGCGACAUGUAGAAUGCAAUGACAGAUCUCAACCCAUACUCACUUGCAAAUCAAUGACCAAGGUGGACAAUAAAUUCAUUUACGAAACCGAAAAACAAAAUUCCCACAAUAAAUUGUUGAAACAAAUUCAAUCGGGUGUACGUCUAAAGCCAACCCAAACAAAUGAUCGCAGCAAACCCAUCAUUGAGGGUCUGCGUAAAUUCCGCCGGCAAAUGACCAUUGAAGAGCAAUUGCAAAAAUCCCAAUCGAAAGUGAAUAUGUUGGCAGCAGCCAUAGCGGCAGCUGAUACCGCCGCGGCUUCAGCAGAUACUACGGAUGGUGCCGCCUCAACCACAACAACGGCCAAUGCUUUAUCCCGAGCUGGCAGCAUUGUCUCCGCCUUGGUGGAUGUCUCCAGUUCUGAUGAAUUGGAUGAUAUUGAUUUGCUGCGCGAAGAUCUACAGAGUACCAAACAAAUGCUGGCCUUUGAAUUGCGCAAUCGUGAGGCCCAAGAUAGAGAAAAUAAAAAACUUCUAGCCAAAAUUGCUACUCUGGAAGCUGAGCUGGAACGCGAAAAAUCCCGCGAUAAAACUCUUGAGUAUGGCUCUCGCAUUAUUGUGGCCACCAUGGAGACCACUCCCGAUGCCGAAGAAUCUUUUGUCAAUUCACUGAAAAAGGAAUCCGAAGAAUCCCGCAGACAUGCCAAAGAUUUGGAAGCUAAAUAUUUGGUAACAGGUGAACUGCUGGAUCAGGCCAAAACCCAAAUUGAAGAGCAAAAGAGACUUAUACAAUCCCUGGAAAGAAAAUUGGCUUUGGCCUUACAGGGCAUAUGCACCCUACAUGGCCAUGCUAAUAGUUCAACGCAAAACAAUUAUUAUUAUGGUUAUGAUGAAGACGAUUAUGAUCCACAAACAUUUAAUCAUUGCAAUGGCCGACAUAAGGGUGACUAUGAUGGCAGAAGAGCUAGUGAAGGCUUUAAUGGCGCCGAUAAUGCAUCAGACUUUGAACCAGAGAGUGAAAGUGAUCCCGAUGAGCCUGAGGAAAAGAAGAUUGCCAGACGUGAACGUCGACUGAACAAGGAGGUGAAAAUAUUACGCGGCAAGCUCACAAAGGUCAAGGUGAAACAGGAAGCAGCCAAGAAGGAAAAGGCCGCCCUGAAGGAAGCCAUGAAAAAGAAUCAUGUCAUUCUUAAGCAAGAAAAGAAGAAAUUCAAAAAAUUGGAAAAGGAAGUACACAAAAUGGCUGCAUCCAUGAAAGAUAUGGAUUUGGAUGAAGAAAAUGAAGAAGAAGAAAAGGAAGAGAAGGAAGAAGAGGAAGAAGAAGAAUCCGAAGAAGAGUCUGAGGAAGAAUCUGAAGAAUCCGAAUCCGAGGAGAGUGGAAAUGAGACAGAAAGUGAAUCAGAAGCAGAGGAUGCCACAAAUGCCGCCAAGAAGGAUAACCUGGAACCCAGACUCAAGAAACACGAGAGUCGCUUGCUUGCCAUGAAGAAAUGCAAUGUUUUGUUGCAAUCCAACGUUGACAAUUUGCAAGAUGAAAUUCAUCAAUAUCGUUCCAAGGCAUCCAAUCUCCAAAAUGAACUGGACGCAGUUUUAGCAGAUUUAGGAUUCUAGUUUCUACUCCCCUCAAAACACUCAACAACACAAAGCCACAAACACACACACACACACACGAGUACACACACGUAAACCGCAAAGCAAAAAACAAUACCUAAUUUAAUGACAAAUUUUAUUGUUUUUAUAUAAGCUACAUACUUACGUACGUAUAUCAUUAUAUAUAUGGUAACAUACACAAUAAAGAAUUUAAUUCUUACCCCCAAAAAUA
Molecule: messenger RNA, 3392 nt
Organism: Stomoxys calcitrans (stable fly)
Lineage: Eukaryota; Metazoa; Arthropoda; Insecta; Diptera; Muscidae
Gene: sals
Product: glutamic acid-rich protein
Exons: 10
Coding region: 335-3181 (948 amino acids)
Molecular function (GO): actin binding
Source: RefSeq, a predicted model, not a curated record